AUGCCUCCGUCCUCCCGUCGCGCUCGGCGAUAUCUCAGGGCAGUACCACUUCCGUUAGACAGCUUCUUGCAUUUCCUCUUUUCUCGCCACACUUCUGCCUUACUGCUCUCAUGGACACUGUCCUUUGCAGUGGGAGAUGAAUCAAACAAAGGAGAAAAGGUGCAGAGUGACAUGCAUGAUCAUGACAUCCUUCAGGAUACAGACCAAGCUGUAGCUCCAAAAGCCAUUGACAUACCAACAUGUUUACUAUGUGUUUGCUUGAGUGGGUCUGUUUACUGUGAGGACGUGUCUCCUGAAAUGUCAGCUGUGCCAGCAUUGCCGAAGGAAACAGCUUAUCUCUAUGCACGCUUCAACAAAAUCACCAAAAUAACAAAUCAAGACUUUGCAGACACAAUCACACUGAAACUAAUUGACCUUCGUUGGAAUCUCAUCACGGAGAUAGAGGACGGAGCUUUUUCCAGACUUGCAAAUCUCGAGGAGCUCAAUCUUUCAGACAACAGGCUGACUAAACUGCCCACACUUCCCAUCAGGCUUAUGUCUUUCAACGCCAACUUCAAUAAGCUUACAACACAAGGUGUAAAGUCCACUGCUUUCAAGAAACUCACAAGACUGGCUUAUCUUUACCUUGGAAACAAUGAGCUGACAGCUGUGCCUCAACUUCCAGAGUCUCUUCACACUGUGCACCUACAUAACAACAAGAUCAAAACAAUGACAGAUGAGACAUUCUGCCAAGGAAACACCAGUUACUACAUUCGAGCUAACAUGCAUGAAGUGAGACUGGAUGGGAACCCCAUCCAGCUGUGGAAGCACCCUUACAGCUUCAUCUGUCUGCACAGUCUUCCAAUCGGAUGGUACAACUGAAAUAACCAGUGUCCUUAUUACAGAAGAACUAACAUUUAGUGAAAAGGUUAGACUUUUAUAUAGCCAAUGCUUGAGUUAUACUAUUAAAAAGAAUUCAGACAAGUCCAUAAACAUAACUGUUUAAUCAUUAGAAGUGACAGAAAAUUUGUUCUUCGUCCUGCGGAAUAUACAGCACUAUAUAAAUACACUAAAGACACUUUUCUUCUUGGCAGGCGCAAUUUUGUAUUUAAAGCCAAAUCAAGUAGUUCAAACAUGAUUGUGAGCAUACAGUAUGUGUAAUUUGGUAGAUAUAACAAUAAAAUGUGCAUGAUUUUACCAUAA
Phycodurus eques (leafy seadragon) is the source of this 1182-nucleotide messenger RNA. RefSeq names its product osteoglycin, paralog b (gene ognb). Gene Ontology annotation, molecular function: protein binding. NCBI's taxonomy places the organism in Eukaryota, Metazoa, Chordata, Actinopteri, Syngnathiformes, Syngnathidae. The record is from RefSeq and is a predicted model, not a curated record.